AUGCCUUCUCUUAGAGCCACCCCCAUCGUUCUUGAGCUCCAGACCGUCAAGGACCAUGGGCUUCUCGUCUUAGCAGUAGUCGCAGUCGUGAUCGGCCUUAUCUACCGGGUUUUCCUAGCGCGCCCAUUCCACAAAGACCUCGAUCUUGUGGGAGAGAAGCCUGGACAAAGGCAUUUCAGCCUCUGGACAAGGCUCUCCUUCUACUUUAACUGCUCGGCUCUCUACCGUAAUGUCUGGGACAAGUUUUCCAAGCGGGGACUUCCCGUUGUUGUACCAACACUCGGCACACGUAAGGAGAUCUUCUUGCCCCAUAGCUCGAUGAAAUGGGCGCUGUCCCAGCCUGCCUCUAUCUUAGGCAUGUGGGAGGCGUUCAACGAGAUGUUCCAGCUGGGGCAUAGCCUAGGGGACGAGAAAUACAUGGUGGAUACUUGGCCACAUUUGCUCGCACGACACAUCCUGACGCAAGAGUUGGAGGACUACAUCCUUCCUGUGCACGAGGAGCUCCAACUGGCUAUCGAUACCCACUUGGGUGUAGACACGGAGAACUGGAAGACACUUGAUCUCCUGGAUACCAUGCGAAUGAUUGUCAACCAGACUGGUAGCCGAUUUGCUGUUGGUUUGCCGUUGUGCCGCGAUGAGGAUUACCUCCGAACCAUCAUGAACACAAUUGAUGGUGUUGUCGCCAAUGCGGGGGUCACGGGUUUCACACCCGAAUUCCUGCGCCCCCUCGUCGGCCCUCUCGUCUGCUGGAGCACGCGGUCCAAGCUCUCCAGUCUCGAAGCGCGAUACGAUGCCGUCUUCAAGGAGCGCAUUGCGUACAUGAAGUCCACCUCCGACGAGAGCAAUGACCCUCUUGACCUGCUGCAGAAGAUGCUCCGGUAUGCGCAGAAGAACCGGCCUGAGGAGCUCGAGACGAGCCAGAUGACGCGGCGGCUGCUCAUGGCCAACCUGGGCUUCAUCUACCAGGCCAGCUUCGCCAUGUCAAACAUGCUGAUGAACAUCCUCGGCUCCGAGGCGGCGCAUGACACAAUCGCGGUGCUGCGGCGCGAGGCCGAGAGCUUCCUCGCCGAGAGCGGCGGCGACGCGGCCAAGCUCUGGACGAAGCAGAACAUCACCCGCAUGGUGCACGCCGAUUCGGUGGCGCGCGAGACGCUGCGGCUCAACACGGUGCCGACGCGGGCCCUCGUGCGCAAGGUCAUGGUCGACGGAGUCCGAACCGACACCGGAGUCGAGCUGCCUCGCGGGGCCCUGGUGUCGUUCGUGUCGCAGCCCAUGCAUACAGACGAGGAGCACUUCACGGAUGCGGAUGCGUUCGACCCGUUCCGCUUCGUACGGCUGCGCCAGGAGCAGUUGGCGACGAAGGGUGAGGGCGGUGCGCCUGAGGCCGGUGGCAACUGGAGCCCGCACGCGUUCUUGUCGACGGCGAACCUGCUGAUUUUCGGCCGUGGACGCAACUCGUGUCCAGGCCGGUUUCUCGUAGACUUCCAGCUCAAGAUGUUCAUGUCGCACUUGCUGACGAACUAUGACAUCAAGUUCCCCGACAACUACCAGGGCCAGCGACCAGCAGCUCGCUGGCUGCUAGAGUUCGUGUUUCCCGCAAACGGAGCCAAGAUCAUGGUCAAGCGGCGGACAAAGCACUAA
Colletotrichum truncatum is the source of this 1641-nucleotide messenger RNA. Its product is annotated as cytochrome p450. Gene Ontology annotation, molecular function: heme binding; oxidoreductase activity, acting on paired donors, with incorporation or reduction of molecular oxygen; monooxygenase activity. The record is from RefSeq and is a predicted model, not a curated record. NCBI's taxonomy places the organism in Eukaryota, Fungi, Ascomycota, Sordariomycetes, Glomerellales, Glomerellaceae.